AUGAAAAUUUAACAUUAAUAACAAAUCUUUGUUUAACAUUUUAAUAAAAGAUAGAUGAUUUUGUUUAAGCAGAAUGGAUAAGUUAUUGAAAAUCUAUCUAUUCCAGUAAGAAAAAAUUAAAAUUUUUAUUUCAAUACUGUACGGAUUAAAUAACAUAUUAAUAUUUUUUAAAUUUUAACUUAAUAAUAUUACUAAUUUUUCAAAAGAAUUAUAAAAUAAUUGGUGGUAGCUGUGAGAAUCGAACUCACGCAGAUAUAAUCCCAGCGAUUUUAACUCGCAUGCCUUAACCUCUCGGCCAAGCUACCUGAUUGA
This is a messenger RNA of Tetrahymena thermophila SB210, 312 nucleotides long. RefSeq lists its product as hypothetical. The record is from RefSeq and is a predicted model, not a curated record. The transcript has a single exon. Lineage: Eukaryota; Ciliophora; Oligohymenophorea; Hymenostomatida; Tetrahymenidae.